UGACGUUCUGACGUCAUUUACGUACGAAUACGAGUAAUCUGAGCUCUUGACGGAAAUUAGUGAAAUUUUGCUAUCCCAUUUUUUAAAUUUAUUAAAAAAUGGUGUAGAUUUUGUUUCUUGAAACAUUCUAUUUGAGGCUACCACUUGAAGAUUCUGAAUUUGUGGUUGUGACAGUGUAAUAUUUUUGUUGGUAUAAGAUUUAUAUUUUGCCUAAAAAAAGAUUUCCCCUUCCUGUACUUAGUACAUUAACUAAUUUUAUUUUUUUAAAAUACUUUACUCUACCUAAAAUUUAAAACAAAUGAAUCUUAAUUCAGUGUGUGAUGAUAUAGAAGAGGGUGAAAUUGUCAGUGCUUCAUCAGACUCGGAUGUUCCUAGUAAAGCUUUCUGUUCAAAACGAAAAUCGCUCCCACGCCGUUAUGUUCUAGAAAAAAAUAAGAAAUUGCAUAGUAAGCAUAAAAGGAAAUGUAAAUAUUCUCAUCACCACGUGAAAAAGGCAACAUUGAAAAUGUCUUCAGUGAAACUAAAGGGUCAUAAAAAGCUGAAAAUAUGCUCUAAGCAAGACCCAAUCAGUAAUUCUGUAAAAAAAAAUGCCCGAACUAAAUCUCAUUCAAAUGUAAGAAACCCGAAAUUUUAUAGUACUUUAUUUUCAGAAAUAAGUAGUAACUUAAAAACAUCAAAAGAUAGUGAUAAAAACGUAGAUAGAUCAGUAUUGCAUACUGCUAUACGUAAAUGUAGUUCAUUAAACGUGGUCGACAGUCCAAAAUUGCCGGAUAGUUAUGACAAAUCUUUUAAUGAAUUGAAAAAGAAUGGGAGUUUGGAAAGUAAUAGUAUUCCAAGUUGCAAUUUGAAUGCUUCGGUACAAAGUGCAGCGCUUGUUGGUUCAGAUAAACUUGUCAAUGAAAAUGGAAAACUGAAAAAGAUUUUAAAUGCUUCGAAUGACACUCCGCUUAAUGUGGAAAGUGAACGUAAAGCGGAGGAAAGUGAAGAUGAAGAUGAACUCAGAAGAAUAGCUCUAGCUACUUGUGCUAAAAAAUUGCUCUCUGAAAAUGAAACUGAAAAAAAUGUGCAGAUUUGCAGUGUUGAUGCAAUUCAAACUCCUCCGAUCGACGUACAACCUGUUACCGAUAACUAUGAAAUUGUUGAUAUGGAACUCGAUGAUAAUAUUGGUUCAGUAGACACUAUGGACGACAUGUUUGUUAUUGAUACGAAACCCGUGGCUCCCGAUGACUGUAAAAAGGAUUUCCUCGAAGAAGCAGGAGACACGAAACAUCUCCCUGCUACUAAGUUAGAUGAAGAGUUUGAAGAGGAGCUUUUGAGAGCUAUGUUGCUUGCAAACCUGAAUUCUCAACUGAGAAAGGAUCGGGAUGAUGCUUUAGUUAAAAAAGAAAUUUUGAAAAACAGCAAGAAAAUUGAGAAAAUUAUUUCUAAGCCAAAAGAAAUGAAGGAUAACAAGAAAAUUGAGAAAUGUAUUUCUAAGCCAAAAGAAAUGUUGAAGGAUAACAAUAAAAUUGAGAAGUGUAUUUCUAAACCAAAGCAAAUCAACAAACUUCCAUUACUGAGUCAAAAAUCUAAACCUGUGGCAUUACCAGCUAAGAAAGUCGAUGCAAAAGUGAUAUGUCCCCCAAAGGCACAGCCUGAUAAUACCGUUCACAUGCCGCAGAAUAGAAUCGUUAUCUCGUUAGCUGAUGAAUCAUCUUCAGACGAAUCCGAUGCAGAGGUGGAAAAUAAUGGCCCUGUUGCAGCACCUAGUGUUUCGAGUUUGGAAGCUUUGAUUUGUAGUGCCAGGAUAAAAUCCGACCAAUCGAAAACAGGUGCAGAAAAUACUAAUGUUUCUUAUUUGUCGAAAGCACAACAAGAGCAGUAUAACCUAUACAAAAAAAUUCUGAAUGCAAGUGAUGGUGAGCAAGCCUUGGUAAACGGAAAGGAUUUUUCGCACUUGACUAACUACCAGCUGAAAUUAAAGGAAAAGAAACUGUCGAUUGCUUUGUCGAAUUAUAUGAAAGAAAAAAAUUUGAUGGCUAAUGAAAGGAAGGAAUGCCUAAUGAAAAAAGCCGCAUUCUUGAAAAUGAAAUUAAAAGCACAACGGCUUAAGGAAGAAUGGAUGGAAACUAGGGAAAUGAUGAAAACUAAUUCUCAGCUGUAUCAGAAGUCGGUUAAUCACUUUAAAACUUUGAAAAAAUCUGUGAUGAAACGAGAAGAGCUUAUAUGUAAUUUGAAAGCAGAGUGCACGAAGUUGGGCGUGUCUGUCAAAGGAACAGAUUACGUUCUGCCAGCAGUUUCAGCUCAGACCCCUUCACUCGUAGAUAAAACUAAUUCAUGAUAGAAUUCCCCCCCCCCCUCUCUUUAAAUGUCUACAUCUAGUCUUUCUGGCAUUGUUGAUUUGUUAGGUUGUGCCAAACUACCCUUCCCCUUUUUUCAUCGAGGGUUUUACCAUCAGAUUGAAUCUGCUCAAAAUGUAAAAAGAUUGUGUUGUGUUAAAUUUUAAAAACCAGGCUGUACCACUAUCCCUGGACCAUAACAUGCUUUAUUUUCCAUCCCAGUGUUGCCAAAUAUGAACUAAAGUAUCUUUUAUUUUCUUAUUUGAUUUCUGCAUAGUUUUCCCAGGGGAAUUUCUCGUGCAGUCAUGCUCAUGUUUUGUACAGCGCCGAAGUGUUCAAUGUAAAAAGUACUGUUUCUUGUAAUUUUAUAAAUUGUUUACAAUAAAUAUUUAUUUUUUAUGUAAAA
Uloborus diversus is the source of this 2724-nucleotide messenger RNA. RefSeq lists its product as uncharacterized. NCBI's taxonomy places the organism in Eukaryota, Metazoa, Arthropoda, Arachnida, Araneae, Uloboridae. The transcript is spliced from 2 exons. Bases 299 to 2320 code for a protein of 673 amino acids. The record is from RefSeq and is a predicted model, not a curated record.